AUGGAGACCUUGUACCGCGUCCCAUUCUUAGUGCUUGAAUGCCCCAACCUGAAGCUGAAGAAGCCGCCCUGGGUGCACAUGCUGUUGGCCAUGACGGUGUAUGCUCUGGUGGUGGUGUCUUACUUCCUCAUCACCGGAGGAAUAAUUUAUGAUGUUAUUGUUGAACCUCCAAGUGUUGGUUCUAUGACUGAUGAACAUGGACAUCAGAGACCAGUAGCUUUCUUGGCCUAUAGAGUAAAUGGACAAUAUAUUAUGGAAGGACUUGCAUCCAGCUUCCUGUUUACAAUGGGAGGUUUAGGUUUCAUAAUCCUGGACCAAUCGAAUGCACCAAACAUUCCAAAACUCAAUAGAUUUCUUCUUCUAUUCAUUGGAUUCGUCUGUGUCCUAUUGAGUUUUUUCAUGGCUAGAGUAUUCAUGAGAAUGAAAGUGCCAGGCUACUUGAUGGGUUAAAAAAUGUCUUUUGACAAGAAAUCCGUGGAUAUUGGAUUUGCUCCUGUUAAUGAAGUUUUAAAGGCUGUACCAAUCCUCUGAUGUGAAAUAUGGAAAAAGUGAAGCAGCAGAAAAGAAGCAUCUCAUGAGAAAUAGGAAUCAUAUUAAAGCUUGAACUAGAAUGUCUUCUUGGUAUCAAAGAGACAAACUUCCCACAGUAUUUCUCCUGCUGGC
Canis lupus familiaris (dog) is the source of this 663-nucleotide messenger RNA. RefSeq names its product oligosaccharyltransferase complex subunit OSTC-like. The coding region runs from base 1 to 450 and encodes 149 amino acids. Lineage: Eukaryota; Metazoa; Chordata; Mammalia; Carnivora; Canidae. The transcript has a single exon. Gene Ontology annotation, cellular component: oligosaccharyltransferase complex. The record is from RefSeq and is a predicted model, not a curated record.